UAUAGGCAUUAGUUGCGAACUGAAUCAGCAGGGGCAGGUACAUCGGUACAGGGUCGGGGGUAGGUCGGUAAUUUGCGGGAGACGAAUGCUUCUUCUUUAGCGUGGUCGUUAAAUUUGUUUGAAAAAGCUGAAAAUGUAGAGUGAGCUGCAACUAACAAAUUAAGAAGGAGAAGCCAUUAUCCUCACUAUUUCAAAAGCAACACAACACAAACACACACUCACCAUUCUUAUGCUUUCAUUUUUCAUUUUCCUCUUUAACUACGAAUCUUGGUGCCGCUCAAGCAUUUUCGACUUCCACUAUUCGUUUCAUCACCUUCUUCUCUCACUCUUCUCCUUUGCAAUUGCAUUUGCGCAGAUAAUGAUUGGGGGUUGAAGGCUUCGGUGGCCCUUGUGUUCCACACCAUCCAAGCAAUAGUACAAUAUAAGUUUCAAAAAAAGCAACUGAAAAGUAAAUAAAGUAAGUGAAUGUUGAAGUGGCCUUUUGGGAUGCUUUGAAUUCGGGACAUGGUCGCGUUGUCAUUGGUGGAAUUGAAGGUUUGUUAGAGGAGAAAAGUUGAGAAAAUGGGUUCCAUUGCAGAGGAGGAGGCAAUGUCAAACCUAGCAGGCAGUGAAGAGAGGAUUCUUGUUUCUGUUCGUGUGAGACCUCUGAAUGAAAAGGAACUCACAAGAAAUGAUCUGUCUGAAUGGGAAUGCAUUAAUGACACAACCAUCAUGUACAGGAACAAUCUUUCAGCUACAGAAAGGUCCCUGUAUCCAACAGCAUACACAUUUGAUCGAGUAUUUAGGAAUGACAGCCCCACAAAGCAGGUGUAUGAAGAAGCAGCUAAGGAAGUUGCUCUUUCAGUUCUCAGUGGCAUCAACUCAAGCAUUUUUGCGUAUGGACAAACAAGCAGCGGAAAAACAUACACCAUGAGUGGCAUAACAGAUUUCGCCAUAGCAGAUAUUUUCAACUACAUAGAAAAGCGCACAGAAAGGGAAUUUGUUUUGAAGUUUUCAGCAUUGGAGAUCUAUAAUGAAUCUGUCAGGGACCUCCUUAGUGUUGACAGUACACCUCUCAGACUUCUUGAUGAUCCAGAGAAAGGGACAGUUGUUGAGAGACUCACAGAGGAAACUUUAAGGGACUGGAACCAUUUUCAAGAACUUAUUUCAUUCUGCGAAGCUCAAAGGCAGAUAGGGGAGACUGCUCUGAAUGAAGUGAGCUCCAGAUCUCAUCAGAUUCUCAGACUGACAAUUGAAAGUUCUGCACGUGAAUUUCUGGGAAAUGACAAAAUGAGCUCCCUUUCUGCUUCUGUGAAUUUCGUUGAUCUUGCUGGGAGUGAGCGCGCAUCCCAAACUAAUUCAGCUGGUACGAGGUUGAAAGAGGGUUGCCACAUAAAUCGUAGUUUACUAACUCUUGGAACUGUCAUACGCAAACUGAGCAAGGGGAGAAAUGGACAUGUUCCUUUCAGAGAUUCAAAGCUAACCCGCAUACUGCAGUCUUCAUUAGCAGGCAAUGCUAAAACUGCAAUCAUCUGCACCAUGAGCCCUGCAAGGAGCCAUGUUGAACAAACCAGAAACACCCUUUUAUUUGCAAGUUGUGCUAAAGAAGUGACAACUAAUGCAAAAGUCAAUGUAGUGGUGUCUGAUAAGUUGUUGGUCAAGCAACUACAAAAAGAGUUGGCUAGACUGGAAAGUGAGUUGAAAAAUUCAGGGCCAACCCGCCUUAAAUUUGAUUCUGCAGCAUUGCUGAAGGAAAAAGACCUCCAAAUUGAGAUGUUAAAGAAAGAGGUAAUGGAUGUUUCGAUGCAGCGGGACCUUGCUCAAUCUCAAAUUAAGGACAUGCUACAAGUGCUUGGAGACGAUGGGUCCUCAACCGAGCUAGACAGUUCAGGUCAUCAGUAUCCCAAAUUACGUGUGCGAGGUUCAUUUGACUUUGAAAAUCAAACAGCCGAACGACAAAAUUUAUCAAGUUUUGACUGCGUUGAGAGUGUCAGAUCUUUUGAUGCAUCUCAAUAUUCAGAUGGACAUAGUCUUAGUUCUGAUGAGAACUAUUUCCAACUCCCUGAUUUGGAAAAGAAUCUUCCAGUCAGGAUUUCUUCCCCUGCGCUUUCUAUUGUAAGUCAUGAUGCUGCAAAGAAUGAUUUGGAUCAGAAAAGCGUUGAAGAUAAUUUAGGGGACCGUUGUAGGGAAAUUAGGUGCAUCGAGUCAGAUGAUCUAAAUUCAAACACACAUACAUUCUCUACUGCAUCAUCUCCAGCCGUCUCAGGAUUAACUGAUGUUGAUAAUACAGACAAAGAAAAUCUAGAUUUGUGCUCAUCUGUGUUAAAGAACAACAAAGAAGUAGCGGAUCUAGUUCUUCCUUCUUUGUUCUUGCAAGAACACUUUGUUCUUCCCUCUUCAGAGAAAAUAUCUCCAGGUCUGACACAAAGUAGUGCAUCUAGUUCCAAAACCACGAAAUUAACCAGAAGCAGAAGUUGUAAAGCAAGUCUCAUGAGAUAUCCAUCUUCAGAUUGGUUUGACCAGGAAGAAAUGAUUCAGAACGCACCCCCAAUAGGAAGCGAAAAAGAUUUCACAAGAAGACCCGAGGGCCUUCAAAGGAAGACUUGUACACAUCAUUCUAAUGCCAAUGCUAAGAGGUUAUCAUGGGCUGGCUACGCGAAUUCUCUGGGAAGAGCUUCUGAUGUACAGAAUAUGAAAUCCUCCAUCGAUAAUGGAAGUUAUAAAGACAAUUCUUUACCCCAGGGAAGAAACGGAAAGAAUGAUCUUGAAAGUUCAAAUCUGCAAGGGAACCCUGAGGUUCAAGAGACAGGAAUGGAGUCCAAAAUUAAUACAAAGAAGUUCAAAGAUGUUGGUUUGGACCCAUUGCAAUCUGAGGAAGAAAAACAGUUGGAAUGGCCUUCAGAAUUCAAGCGGCUGCAGAAAGAGAUUAUUGAACUCUGGAAUGCUUGUAAUGUUUCAUUGGUUCACAGGACUUACUUUUUCCUUCUGUUCAAAGGAGACCCUUCAGAUUCUAUCUAUAUGGAAGUAGAGCGAAGAAGGCUGUUCUAUCUCAAGCAAAAUUUUGAUCAUGGGAAUCAGACUGUGGAAGAUGGACUUACCCCUGAAUCAAGUAAGAGGCAUCUUAGAGGAGAGAGACAGAUGUUGAGUAGGCAAAUGCAGAAGAAGCUGUCAAGAUCUGAAAGAGAGAGCCUAUACAUUAAAUGGGGAAUUCGUUUGAGUUCAAAGAAUAGAAGGUUGCACUUGGCCCAUUGCUUGUGGUCAGAAACAGAAGACUUAGAGCACAUUAGAGAGAGUGCUACCAUUGUUGCAAAGUUGGUUGGUUCAGUAGAGCCAGAUCAGGCUUUUAAGGAGAUGUUUGUACUCAACUUUGCCCCAAGGCGCACGAGAAAGAAAUCGUUUGGUUGGACAGCCAGUAUGAAGAAUAUUUUGUGAGGUUGAUUUGAUUCUCUAAGCGAAUUAUUUUAUAGGAAGUUUGAUUUGGCCAUGUAAAAAAUCCCCCUUUGGCUCCUUUUAACAUAGGACAUUCUUUUUUUUCCACCUUUUACAAACAAUCUUAUCUCUGUUUUAUGUUUCUAACUCUGAUUGCUACUUGAUUGUAAAGAGGUUUUAUCAAGGAUGUGCAAUUCCAAGGUUACAGUUUUCUUUUGUACAA
Molecule: messenger RNA, 3631 nt
Organism: Glycine soja
Lineage: Eukaryota; Viridiplantae; Streptophyta; Magnoliopsida; Fabales; Fabaceae
Product: kinesin-like protein KIN-7F
Exons: 14
Coding region: 562-3411 (949 amino acids)
Biological process (GO): microtubule-based movement
Molecular function (GO): ATP binding; microtubule binding; microtubule motor activity
Source: RefSeq, a predicted model, not a curated record